ACAGAGACUUUCAGCAUAGGUCUGAACAUGCCAGCCAAAACUGUUGUUUUUACAAAUGUUCGUAAAUUCGAUGGGAACAAUUUUAGAUGGAUAAUCUAGUGGAGAGUACAUACAAAUGAGUGGCCGUGCUGGUCGUCAGAGGUAUUGAUGAACGAGGAAUAUGCAUCCUAAUGGUAGACGAAAAGUUGGAACCUGCUUAAGGGAAGUGCUGAUAGUUUGAACAGGUACUUCUUCAGCCGAUGCGGGAUGUUUAUAGGCUGUUCUAUUACUAGUUGGAUGGUUCUUAGUAUUCAAUUUUGGCAUGUAUCUCAUGGGGUUUUUUUUAUCCUUGUUAGUUUAAAAGUUUUGUCACAUCUAUGGCUGUUUUUUAUUUUUUAUUUAUUUUUUGUUCAUUUUUAAGGGAUUUGAAGCGAACUCGUUUAUGAUGCUAUUACUAUUAGGAUCUCAGAUAGAUGGACUGUUAAGUGUCAUGGUCACCAUAUAUACUCUUAUGAGGUGGCUUGACUUCUGAUGGGUUAGAAGGUUUCAGUUGUUUUAGUCAACCAAGUUCUGUUUCUGAAGAAUGGCUUCUUUGAGUGGUCCACCAGCAGCCUUGUCACAUUGUUUAUACCGAUUAUCAGCCAACAACACCCCUUCAGCAUUGCAUUUUCCCUGAUGGAGGUGACGGUCUGUACAUGGUGGUGGAUGAAAGGGGAAGGUUUCAGGAAGACGGCUUUCUGAGAGCUUUAAGUGCGCUUGUUCCUAAAGCUGAAAGUGACAGGAAAAGAGAGAGUGGUAAGUUACAGAAUGGUUUAGUGGUGGGGAAAGUUGGCGAAGAUAGUGAUAUCUUCAAGUUGGUGAUUAUUAGAUGUUAAUAUGAUCCUGUGAUUAUAUUCAGUUUCAGUGGAAAGGAAUGUGAAUUUCUUGCAAUGCAGGUAGGCUUCUUUUUUCAUCUGUGAAGCCUGUUUUAUAAAUAUGUUUUUUAUAU
Messenger RNA from Rubroshorea leprosula, 967 nucleotides. Lineage: Eukaryota; Viridiplantae; Streptophyta; Magnoliopsida; Malvales; Dipterocarpaceae. The record is from the annotation of a GenBank genome assembly.